UUUACGACAGACUGAAGAAAGAGCAGCCUAACUUUAGUACCAAAAUAAUAAUGAUAGAAGCCGAUUUAAGCAAGUUGGAUCUCGGAUUGUCGCAGGAAAGUCGAGAACGUCUUUUAGACACAAACGUAAUUUUCCAUUUGGCAGCGACUGUACGAUUUAACGAAGCGAUUCGAAUAGCGGUGAACAUAAACGUAAGAGGAACGAAGCAGCUUCUUCUUAUCGCGAAAGAAAUGCCGAAUUUAAAGGUAUUUGUUUAUGUAUCCACUGCAUUUGCUUAUUGUGUGCACAAUUUCAUUGAAGAAAGAUAUUAUCCACCACCUAUAAAAACCGAUAAGAUUUUGACCUUACUCGAUAUUCUAGACGAUGAAAAAUUAGACAAAUUUACACCAACAUUAAUAGGUAAAUGGCCGAAUUCAUAUGCAUAUACAAAGGCGAUCGCUGAAGAUACUGUUCGACAAUACAGUGUCGGAAUUCCAACCUGUAUCGUACGACCAUCGAUUGUAACAUCAACGGCCGAGUCGCCUGUAGAAGGCUGGAUCAACAAUGUCUAUGGUGCUAUGGGUGUAGUCGUGGGGUGUGCCCUAGGUUUGUUACGUACACUGCAUAUCGACCUUGAAAAUGCGGCAGAUAUAGUGCCCGCAGAUUAUGUCAUUUCACAUUUUAUCGCCGCGAGUUGGGACACUGCCAAAAGAAAAAAUACUCUAUUGAGCAUCGAGAACGCGAAUCCGGAUGUUCCAGAAACCGAGAGAGCGCUAAUUUACAAUUACGUGUCGAUAUGUCAAAAUCCCAUUACUUGGAGAAGAUUCACUAAAUUAAAUGAACUGUAUGGCACGCAGGUACCGAGCAUACAUUUUCUCUGGUACUAUUUUUUUUUCCCCAGCAAACAUAAAUUCGUGCACGAUGUCUGUACGAUAUUUUUGCACCUGAUACCUGCUAUUAUAACCGACACUGUGCUUUUUCUCAGCGGCCGAAAACCCAUGUAA
Temnothorax curvispinosus is the source of this 983-nucleotide messenger RNA. RefSeq names its product fatty acyl-CoA reductase wat-like. The record is from RefSeq and is a predicted model, not a curated record. NCBI's taxonomy places the organism in Eukaryota, Metazoa, Arthropoda, Insecta, Hymenoptera, Formicidae. Gene Ontology annotation, cellular component: peroxisome. The annotation marks the transcript as partial. The transcript has 4 exons. Gene Ontology annotation, biological process: long-chain fatty-acyl-CoA metabolic process. Gene Ontology annotation, molecular function: alcohol-forming very long-chain fatty acyl-CoA reductase (NADP+) activity.